Messenger RNA from Oncorhynchus keta (chum salmon), 1599 nucleotides. RefSeq names its product hematopoietically-expressed homeobox protein hhex-like. Gene Ontology annotation, molecular function: RNA polymerase II cis-regulatory region sequence-specific DNA binding; DNA-binding transcription factor activity, RNA polymerase II-specific. NCBI's taxonomy places the organism in Eukaryota, Metazoa, Chordata, Actinopteri, Salmoniformes, Salmonidae. The record is from RefSeq and is a predicted model, not a curated record. Gene Ontology annotation, biological process: cell differentiation; regulation of transcription by RNA polymerase II. The transcript has 4 exons. The coding region runs from base 128 to 976 and encodes 282 amino acids.
CACACUCACCAGCCAACUCAUGGAGAGAGAGAGAGAGGCGCCUAUAGGUUUCCUAAACUUCUUCCUUUGACAGCAGAAUAUAAUAUAGUUGAAUAGAGAUAUUAUUCAGUACCAACACAGUGUGAUCAUGCAGUACCAACACAGUGCGCCUUCAGCCAUGGGUGUUCCUCUUUACGCGCCGACCCCUAUCCAGCCCGUCCACCCAACUCCUUUCUACAUCGAAGACAUCCUGGGGAGAAAUGAGACCCCGACCCAGUCUUCAGCGGUGGUCUCCACGCCAAAUCUACCGUCACCCAAUUCAUCCUUCACCAGUUUGGUCUCUCCUUACCGGACCCCCAUCUAUGAACCGACACCGAUCCACCCUGCGUUCUCUCACCACGCUGCGCUCACCGCCACGUAUGCCUCCGGGGCUUUCGCUAAUUCCCUGUAUCCAUUCCAGCGGUCUGUUGGGGACUAUACUCUGAUCAGACACGACCCGCUUGGGAAACAACUUCUAUGGAGCCCGUUCAUUCAGCGUCCACUGCACAAGAGAAAAGGUGGACAAGUCCGAUUCUCCAACGACCAGACAAUAGAGCUGGAAAAGAAGUUUGAGACGCAGAAAUACCUUUCACCACCCGAACGAAAACGACUGGCUAAAAUGUUGCAACUGAGUGAACGACAGGUGAAGACGUGGUUCCAAAAUCGAAGAGCCAAGUGGAGGCGACUGAAGCAGGAGAACCCUACCGGAAGUAAGACAGAUCUGGAGGACGAUAGCACCGGGAGAAACUGCGAGGAGGGACCGGAGUCCGGUGUGAGCCUCAGUCCGGGCCGGGACCAGAGGUGUAGGGCUACAGAGAUGACGCACACUCACAGUCGGUUGCAGUGUUCCACGUCGCCUCUGUCACAAGGACAAAUAGAGUCCGACGUUUCAGAUGAUACAGACCAAGAGCUGGACAUAGAGGAUGACAUGGAGUUCCCACUGAAUCCACCGAUAUGAAGUCAUCAGAUCACUGUUUACUACAGGUCAAUCUGGACGUUGUCCCACUGGGUGACUGACGGCCCGGGAGGAGGACCAAUAGCCCGUUCAGUAAACAUUGUUGUAGCAUCUUUCUGGGACACAGAUUUGGUUUUGUAUAUAAAUACCUGUAUAUUUUGUGAUGUUGUUUUAUUGUCAAUUUGAGUUUUUUUUUAAUAAAAAUUAAUUGAGCAAAAAAUGAGCGUCGGAACGGUUAGGCCUAGAAACGACAUGUUUAGCUCGAGGACGCCAACAAACCUCACUGGACGUGAACGUAAGCAUUUCACGGUACUCAUGUGACAUAUACAAUUUGAUUUGAAGAUCCCCUCGUACCGGUUAAAAACACGAAAGGACGUAUGUGGAAGUAGUUUAUUGACAUUUUUUUGUUGUUAAAUUUUGGUACAAAUAUUAAAAUAAAAUCCCGAUCUUUCUUAUACCUCUCAGAUAUAGAGGACAGACACUUUAAAACAAACUUCAUUUUGAUGCAUUUUUUGUUGUCGACUAAAUCAAAAAGCUAAAUCUUUCUUGGUAUGACCAUCUUAAAACAAUUCCAUAUGUUAGUUUAGUAGAACUCUUUUGAAAUACACUCUUAAUUAAACGAACGA